Molecule: messenger RNA, 1846 nt
Organism: Helianthus annuus (common sunflower)
Lineage: Eukaryota; Viridiplantae; Streptophyta; Magnoliopsida; Asterales; Asteraceae
Product: beta-caryophyllene synthase
Exons: 7
Coding region: 37-1683 (548 amino acids)
Biological process (GO): diterpenoid biosynthetic process
Molecular function (GO): magnesium ion binding; terpene synthase activity
Source: RefSeq, a predicted model, not a curated record
UCAAUUAACAUACAUAUCAUCUGCAUCCCGUACACAAUGUCUGCUGAACAAGAAAAGAUUAUUCGUCCCAUUGCAAAUUUCCCUCCUUGUAUAUGGGGUGAUCAGUUUCUUGUGUAUGACCAGAUGAAGCAAGAAGAGAAAAAUGCAACUGAACAAGUUGUAGAAGAACUGAAACAUGAAGUGAGGAAAACAUUUGCAAAUUUGUAUGUUGAGGCGGAACAUGCAAAUUUGUUAAAACUUGUAGACUCAAUCCAACGCCUUGGCAUAGGAUAUUACUUUGAGGAGGAGAUUGAUAAAGCUUUGCAACAUGUUUAUGAUGCUUAUGGAGAUAAAUGGAAUGGUGGAUGCAUUUCCCUUUGGUUUCGACUCAUGCGACAAAAAGGCUUCUUCGUCUCAUGUGAUAUUAUGAAUAACUACAAGGACAAUGAUGGAGCUUUUAAGGAGAAGUUUGCGAAUGAUGUUGAAGAAAUGCUUAACCUGUAUGAGGCAACCUUUUUAAGAGUACCUGGGGAAGUCAUACUUGAAGAUGCUCUUACUUUUACAAGAGCUCGUCUUGAUAACAUGGCCAAAGAUCCUGAGUGCUUUAACAAUAUGUUUUCUACCGAAAUACAAAGAGCACUAAAACAACCUAUACGGAAAAGAUUGCCAAGACUAGAGGCGAUACACUAUAUACCUUUCUACCAACAACAAGCAUCUCAUAACAAGUCUUUACUAAAACUUGCUAAGUUAGGGUUUGAGUUGCUUCAGUUGUUGCAUAAGAAGGAGCUUAGCCAACUUUCCAAGUGGUGGAAAGCUUUUGAUGUCCCAAAGAAUUACCCCUAUGCAAGAAAUAGAUUGGUAGAAUGCUACUUUUGGGCGCAAGGUGUGUACUUUGAGCCUGAAUAUUCCCAAUCUAGAAUUUUCUUGGCGAAAACUCUUGCAGUGGCAACUAUACUGGAUGAUACGUAUGAUGCUUAUGGUAUCUAUGAGGAGCUUAUGAUCCUUACUGAAGCAAUCGAAAGGUGGUCGACUGAAUGCUUGGAUAUGCUUCCGGAAUACAUGAAACAAGUAUACCAAAUGGUUCUAGAUCUUGACAAUGACAUGGAGGAAUUCAUGUCAAAGAAUGGAAAAGCACAUCAUCUCAUCUAUUGGAAAGAGGCCAUGAAGGAAUACAUAGGAAGCUACAUGGCUGAAGCCAAAUGGAGAAAGGAAGGGUAUACACCAACCCCGGAGGAGCACACAUCAGUUGCAUUGAUUAGUUGUGGCUACAAAUUCCUUCUAAUAACAAGUUUAGUUGGCAUGGGUGAUAUAAUCACAGAUGAGUCAUUCAAAUGGGCUCUAGCUUUUCCACCUCUUGUUAAAGCUUCUUGUACACUUUGUAGGUUCCAGGAUGAUAUAGUCACCCACAAGGAGGAGCAAGAAAGAAAUCAUGUUGCAUCCAGCGUCGAAUGCUACGUUAAGGAAUUUGAUUUCUCAGAGGAACAUGUCAUUGAUUUGUUCAUCAAAAAGGUUGAAAGUGCAUGGGCUGAUAUGAAUCUGGAAUCACUUGUGUGCAAAGACGUUCCCAUGCCUUUAAUUAUGCGAGUGAUUAAUUUCGCCCGGGUAAUCGAGGUCUUAUACAAGUAUCAAGAUAAUUUCACACAUGUCAAGGAAGAACUACAAUAUCAUGUCAAAUCUCUUCUCAUUGACUCUAUGAGUAAAUGAUCUAAGUCCUAAUAUUCUUCAUGGUGUCAUACUAAAAAUAAUUCAAAAUAAAACCCAUCAUCUUGAACAUGUUUCAACGAAUGUGAAGAUUUCAAUAUUUGUAUUUCAGUGUUUGAGUACUUAUGUUUGUUUAAUUAAUAUUGUUAAUUUAAUGUGUGUUCAA